Molecule: messenger RNA, 780 nt
Organism: Vicia faba (fava bean)
Lineage: Eukaryota; Viridiplantae; Streptophyta; Magnoliopsida; Fabales; Fabaceae
Source: the annotation of a GenBank genome assembly
AUGGAUAAUCCUAACUCGACAGCUCGAAAGCGGAUCAGUACAAACCCACAUGAUCCGUAUUCGCUUACGUACCAGGCGUGCUUCGUCGUACCCUUACUACUCCUCUUUCACUGGCUUCUACUUGUCUUUUACUGGCUUAUUUGUACCCAGCUUCAUGAUUUAACUCCCCUCGGCCAAUCGUCACUCGACAACAGCUCCGUCCUAGCAUGGACUAGACUUCGAUGGGCUUUGUUUGGAAAGCCAGGAAAAGGUGGCAUUUCCGGGCCAGGGCUGAAAAUGGAUCUGAAUGCUAACAUUGGGCUAACCUUCACUCCAAUAGAAUGGGGAAACGAGCAGAAGCACAUUUUGUCUGCCAUCCCUCAGGGCAAAUCCGUGUUCAUCACAGGCUCUGCUGGGACUGCCAAGAAAGAAACCUUUAUUAGCAUCCAAUUGCUCGACUCGAUGGGUACUUCUAGUGGUUUGCCGGAGAAGCUCUUGUAUUUCUUUAAGGAGUUGAAAAAGGAUAGGCUAUUGGGGCUUCCUGCGAAUUCUGUGGAAGGUAACAAGACUGUAGAAUAUUCGAGGGACCACAAAAAGUGGAAGUCAACUGUUGCCUCUAAAAGGGCUCGGAUACCGCCUAAACCAGUGCAAGCCUCGCAGUUGUCUUUGAUUUUAUUGCCCAUCGAUAAAGGAAUGACUCUUGGUGAGCCAAUGAGCUCAAAUCAAGCUAGAGAACUUCCUGAACCAGAUAGUGUAACGGCGGAACUUAUUGCUAUCUAUCAAAUCCCAGAGUUUAGUUAA